AUGCCCGGCCUCACGAUAUCAACAGACGCGAUUUCGCCGCGCACAUCGAAUGCGCCGGCGCCGGCGCCAUCUACGUCUGCGGCUGCUGGUCAGACAAACCCACCAGCGCAGCAGACCCCUCCGCGAUCCUCUCGCUCCUCUUCCCCCGCCCGGCCCCCCAUCAGCCCUAUAACCCCGACUCUACCCCCGGCCCGCCUGCCGGACCCUCCCGCCCCUUUCGCUGCCGACCGCCCAGUCCUCACCCACUCUUCCCAGCCGUCCGCCGCUGCCGCCGUACCCCCUCCGCGUCCGGAACCCAUCGACUUUGAUUCUAAUCCCGAUGUCCUCGCUCUCAAGUCAGCCAUCUCCAUCCUUCAGAUGCAAUCAAAAAAGGCCGCCGCGGAUAUCCAAGGGCUCAACGCCGCAAAGAACGCCGCCGUAGAUAACCCAUCCGCUUUCCUCGCCGACCUCGGAGCCGGCAAAGUGCACACACAAGGCGACAAGCUGUUUGCAGAGUCUGACUCGGAUUCGGAUGAUGACGAGACGGAAGGCAAAGCAGACGGAAGUGCUGCGCAAGGCAAGGCGAAGGAGCCGCCACAGCCGUGGGAGUCUCUUCCCAAGCCCCAGAACGUGGUGCGUUGUCCUCCCAUCAACUGGUCGCAAUAUGCCGUCGUUGGCGAGUCACUCGACAAGAUUCACACGGACCAACUUGCCAGACCGAGUCAAGGCGCUCCGGCAACUUUGGGACCCAGCGGGGCAUAUGAAUUCAAGGGAGAGCCAGGAGGGAACCAACGGCCUUUUAUUGGCGUCGCGGCCCCUUAUGCACCUGGGAAGGAUAGGAUCGAGAAGAAGGCAAAGGGGGCCAAGCGAUGA
Colletotrichum orchidophilum is the source of this 852-nucleotide messenger RNA. RefSeq lists its product as uncharacterized. The transcript has a single exon. The record is from RefSeq and is a predicted model, not a curated record. The coding region runs from base 1 to 852 and encodes 283 amino acids. NCBI's taxonomy places the organism in Eukaryota, Fungi, Ascomycota, Sordariomycetes, Glomerellales, Glomerellaceae.